GAGAGAGAGAGUGUGUCCGCGCGCCAUGGAAGACGGUCCACAUCUGUGGCACACACAGCUGCUGUGUGCAGCGUCCUGACUCUCAUCCGUUCACCUCCGCGUGGUUAAACGUUUCUGCACGGCGGAUACGGAGCGCGCCAGGAGCAGCAGGAGCAGCGGUAAGAGCGGCAGGAGCGGCAGCGGCCGCCGGUGCGACUCCAACUUGAGCGGCACCAGACAAUGGGAGCAGCUGAGCCGAGCUGCUGCAGCGCCAAGUGCAACUACUACUACUCUUCUUCUUCUUCUUCUGUUUACUACGACCACUGUCACAGCUGCAGCUCUGCCGCGAGAGACACGCGCGAGGAGGUGAAGAAGAAGACGGAGGAGAGCGGGAGACACGCGCCAGCUGAUACGCACGGAUCCACAUCCAGAGCCAGAACCGGGACUGUGGGAUUCAUGUGAGAGAGACGCUGUGAAAAUCUGAGAGAUCUUCCUUUUUUUCCCCUUCUUCCUCUUUUAAUCGGAUUAUAACACACACACACAUUGAGACGCAGCAAAAACUGGAUUAUGUGUGAUUUCUCGCGCUGUGGCUCGCGCACAUUGGACCUCAGGUGUAUUUGUUGUAGCCCGUGAGCGGCUCCUCUUAUUCCUCCUCUUCCUCCCUCCUCCUCCUCCUCGUCCUCCUCCUCUGUGAACCCCCUUCCCUCCCUCCUCACCCCCCCUCACCCCCUCCCUCCUCCUCCCCUCCACCUCCACCUCCAGCUCCGUCCCUGUCGGUGCCGCUGUCCGUGGUCCUGAAACACAUUUUUUUUUUGGAUUCUGGUGGAUUUUCUUCUUCUUCUAAUCUUUUUUCCUUCUUCUUUUUCUUCUUCUCUUUUUUUUGACCAUGAUUCCACGGCCGGUGAUGAGGUCACGGCUCAGCACCGGCCACCUCUGGAUCUGACACCCGCACAGAGAUAUUCACACACACACACGUUGAUACGAAGCGGGACAUUUGCGAGAUCACCUUGGAGCUCCUAAGCAUCAAACCCCCUUCCUCCUCCUCCUCCUCCUCCUCCUCUUCCUCUUCCCUUCUCCUUUUGUCUUUUUUUAUUUUUUUGUGGAGAGUUUGACCCCCACUCCCUCUUCCCUCCCCUCCACACUCACCCACACCUCCCUCCUCCUCCUCCUCGUGAACACAAACAUGAGACUGGCAAAAAUGUGCCGACUAAACGCGCUGGGGAUCUAUUUGUGGGAAACAGUUUUGUUUAUCAGCUUGGCGGCGUCGAAAGAAGCUGCGGCGAGGAAAGCCACGACGCCGAUGCCGCCCUCCGAGUUCCUGGACAAACUCAUGGGCAAAGUGUCGGGUUACGACGCCAGGAUCCGACCGAAUUUCAAAGACCCCAAAGGCUCCAAAAAUGAAGCUACUCACAAGAAAGGUCCGCCUGUGAACGUCACCUGCAACAUUUUUAUCAACAGUUUUGGGUCCAUCGCAGAGACGACGAUGGACUACAGAGUGAACAUCUUCUUGCGGCAGCAGUGGAACGACCCCCGGCUGGCGUACAGCGAGUAUCCUGACGACUCGCUGGACCUCGACCCGUCUAUGUUGGACUCCAUCUGGAAACCCGACUUGUUCUUCGCCAACGAGAAGGGGGCCAACUUCCACGAGGUCACCACCGACAACAAGCUGCUGCGCAUCUCCAAGAACGGCAACGUGCUCUACAGCAUACGAAUAACACUGAUCUUGGCCUGUCCCAUGGAUCUGAAGAACUUCCCUAUGGAUGUCCAAACGUGCAUCAUGCAGCUGGAGAGUUUCGGCUACACCAUGAACGACCUCAUAUUCGAGUGGGAUGAGAAAGGACCGGUGCAGGUGGCCGACGGUCUGACGCUACCUCAGUUUAUACUCAAAGAGGAGAAGGACCUGCGCUACUGCACCAAGCACUACAACACAGGUAAAUUCACGUGCAUCGAGGCUCGUUUCCACCUGGAGCGUCAGAUGGGUUACUACCUGAUCCAGAUGUACAUCCCGUCGCUGCUCAUCGUCAUCCUGUCCUGGGUCUCCUUCUGGAUCAACAUGGACGCCGCGCCGGCUCGAGUGGGUCUGGGCAUCACCACCGUGCUGACCAUGACCACGCAGAGCUCCGGCUCCAGGGCCUCGCUGCCCAAGGUGUCCUACGUCAAGGCCAUCGACAUCUGGAUGGCCGUGUGUCUGCUGUUCGUCUUCUCGGCUCUGCUGGAGUACGCCGCCGUCAACUUCAUCGCUCGCCAACACAAGGAGCUGCUGCGCUUCAGCAGACGGAGGCGACGACACAUGAAGCCUGAGUCUUGGCCUGUGUUGCAGGAGGAUGAGACGGGCGAGGGGCGCUUCAGCUUCCCCGGUUAUGGCAUGGGCCCCGCCUGCCUGCAGGCCAAGGACGGCAUGGCCAUCAAGGGCAACAACAACAACGCGCCGGCCUCGGCCGCGCCCGAGAAGAGCAUCGAGGAGAUGAAGAAGCUGUUCAUCGGCCGCGCCAAACGCAUCGACACAGUGUCCCGCGUGGCCUUCCCGCUCGUCUUCCUCAUUUUUAACAUUUUCUACUGGAUCACUUACAAGAUCAUCCGCAGCGAGGACAUCCACAAGCAGUAGUCGAGAGGCGGAGGAGGCAGAGGCGGAGGUGGAGGUGGAGAAAACGGUGCAAAGAGAAGGAAAAGAAACAAAAAAAGGAGAUAAAGAGAGAUGACUUCACACCAAACCACGCCACCUUUCCUCGUACUCUUCCUUCAUCCUCUUUUGCUCGAGGAUUACGAUGCUUUUCGUGGUUCUGCCUCAAACCCUCCCUGACCCCUACCCCGAUUUGAGAUAUUCAUUGCUUUUUCCCCCUCCCAUCCCCCGUCUUUGUUCUCCUCUCUUGCCCCAGAUCUUGUUCCUAUCUCCUUCUCCCACCUCCUGAAUAAUCUGGACCAGUGCAAUAGCAAUGCAGUAAAAUGCAUGAUAUAUGAAUGUGGCAAUAUAUUAAUGAAAAGAUGAAAAAAAAAGUUUAAAACAUAGAACUUUUGCGGCGGCGCCUGACAAACUCUGGGGCGAUUGGACGGAUGGACACAAACUAAAGGAGAGUCUUAUUUAAAGGUCUUGUGUUUGAUUUUAAGGGUUUUUUUUGUGUGAAGACAGAUAUAUUAUUCUAUAUAAAAUGUGAAUUUAGGAUGGGGUGGUGUAAUAUACUCAUAUAUCUAUCAUGAAAUGGAAUAAAAGUAUGAACUCUACAAGCGUGUGGGCAUCUGGAAACGAGGGAUUUUUCUCAUACACACCCCCUCCUCCCCGGUGGAAAAAGAAGGGAUCGGUGCUUCCAUGAUUUAAAGUGACGCGAGGGUGACGCCUCAUCCUUAUCUAUAUCUAGAUUUGCUUCAAGCGUGUAUUGCCGGCACUCGUCGAUCGUCGAUUUUUUCUCUCUUGAGGUUUUGCUGCUGCCGCUGUCAAUCACAACAACAAUGGACAACAACAAAAAAAACGGAAACUUAAAAAUAUAAAAAAAACACGUGCUGCACGUGCAGCGUUGAAUAUUAUGAAGCGAAAUGUUCUCAUGUAUCUGUGGUUCGACACGUUCCUCUGUAUGUCGUUCAUUUAUUUCAUGUUUAUUUCUUCAUUCGUGUGCCAAUUAAAUUAUUAUGUGGCUGAAAAUGUCCGUCAGGAUGAAGAAGAAGCACUGGUUUUCCACUCACUUUCUUUAAGGUUUUACUGUUUUUGUUUGUUUUUCCAUCGGCUGAAGGACGAACGACUCGACCCUGAGUGGAGUAAAAAUGACCAUGCCCCCUCCCCCACCAUCCUGUGAGGACACGUGUAGAAAAUUGUACAGAUUUAAACACCUGUUAUACCUUAAUUAAGUGUUAAUCUCCAUCUCGUUCACUCGCGCCAACUGUAGCUGCAAACGUCCCGACUUGUAAAAAUAAAAAAACGCUAAAUUCUCAUGCAUUUGGAGUUCAAAGUUCUGUCGUAGCCAUCGUGAAUGGGAUGAUUUAGAUUUUUGUCUGUUUUACUUUGCAGCAGGCUUCUCUAUGCAAUGAUCAGAAUCUGCAGUUAAUGCAGUUUUUUCUUCCUUGUAGCGCCACCUAUCUGUGAGUGGUUUUCGGACUCAUUCAUCCCGCUGCUAAAACCGCUUAUUGUAAAGAUUAUGGACGAGAGUGAGAGGGUGAAGUGAUGAAAACAAAGCUGACGUAGCCAAACCGAACUAAAACAAUGACCUGUCUUUUAUUUGCCGUUUUUGUCUGAACGGUCGUUGUUGUUGUUGUUUUGUCAGGAUUUUUUCCUUUGUUCCUUUGUCACAAAUGCAUUGUUUACUCAAAAACAAUUCCAAAGUGCUUCUUUACAGAAAAAGUCGCAAAAAGUGAGAUUUAAAUUUUUGUAGCAGAGCUUGAACAAAAAAAACAGAUUUAAUAACUCAAAUUUAGUUUUACACAGAGUUUCCACGUAGUUAUGUUACUGCUUUAUGUCUUUGUACAGUGACAUACGGAGAGUUUUCCACAUCAAUAUCAUCUUCUGCCAGCAAAUUAUUGUUAAAAGAUUCUCAGCUUUUUGGGGAAAUAUACAAGAAGAUCAUCAGCAUAUUGUAUGACUUGAUUAUUCCAGCUUUAGAUAAAGUUUUGUUUUUCUUUCUUACAUUUUAAUUUGUGAACAACUGAUGUCACAAUCAGAGUAAAAGGAGCUGCUUGUUGAAUUGUUGGUGGACAUGUUUUUGAAAUUGGGGAGGGUCCCUUUGUCUGUUGUAAGCUCUAGGCUCAUAAAUGACACCUUCACCUCCUUAAAAAAACACAAUAAUUGUAUCUUCAGAUGAUUCUUUUUCAGCUGUUAAACAUUCAUUGUGUUCUAAACUUCUCGAUAGACGUGACGUUCAAAUGAUUUUCAAAUGUUUAAGCCUCAGUCAAACUUGGUUUUGAAGCAAAGCCAAAGAUUUUUUGGUUUUUUUGAAGUAUAGUAACUAUUUGCUCGAUGGUGUGUUCAUUUACAAUAAUGUCUCAUAUAUAAAUGUCAGUGUAUACAAAAUAUUUUCAUAUGGAACACGUUCCUCUACCGUCACAUUUUUAAAAUGUAUUUAUUUAUUUAUGUAUUUAUUUAUUUUAUAACAUUCCUGUUGAAGUGAAAGGAUGUCAUUGCUAACAUGUAUUAUCAUGUUUUUCAUUCUGUUAUUGUUUAUUUAUUUUUUGAGUGUGUCAGACUGAUCCGAAGGGCUAGCUUUUGCCACGCACAUUCUUGUGUUCACAUUCCAACGUGUUUUAACUUUAACCUUAAAAUGGAAGUGCCAUAGAAUACAAUAAAUUCACCCCAGCAACUAUGCAUUUCCUUCUGUAAAAUGCAGUAAAUGUUAGCAUUUUUCAUGGCCAUGAUCACCGAGGACGCACUGAUGUUUUGCUACGAUUAGCAUCAACUGUCACAAACAUGGCUGAUGUCAGUUUCCGAAAAAGAAAGAAUCCCUCAACUCCUGUUUGAGAUUUGAGUGCUAAUAAAGUUAAAGUUAGCUUGCUUGUAGGUGCAAAAUAUGAGAAGAUUAAGCAUGGUUAGGCAAGUCAACAUGCUAGCACACAUGUUCAGCUUGCUUUAUAGAGACGUUAGCUUAGAUAGCAUCUAGUAUUUGAGUCAAAUUACUUUAUUUUUUAAAGCACUGCAGAUAAUCUCUCGUUUUAUGCUUUGCCUACUUUGAAUAAUGUGUAAUGAGGCAAAAACAAUGAUUUAUGUCCAGAUAAAAUGUCUUAUUUUCCCUCAAAAGAAACUCAGUAAAGUAAAUAUUAUGCUAACCUGUGUAGCCGCAAUGUAGCAAACAAUAAGUCAUUAUUCAGAUUUAGAUGUUUAGAUGAAAAGUGUGUGCUUCUUUUCUGGGUAGUCUUUCUGUUUUUGGUCAAAUAUUUGUUCUCUGUAACAUUCUAACGUAGAUACAACCAAAAAAGUGAAUAGGCAGCACAGAUAAAAAUUUGCUUGCUAGUAGCGCUUAUGUACGUAGAAGCAACGAGGCAGAAAAAUCCCUUAAAAAAGCAAGCAACGGUAAUAUUUAGCUUAUAUUUUAAGUAAAAUUCAGACUAGUAUUAAGUAUUCAGCAUGUCAUUAAAGGUUAAAUUAAAGAGCUCUUCAUUUUUUGUGCAUGAUAUUUGAAUGUAAAGAGUCCAAAUGUCCCAAAAAGAUGUAUUUAUUCUUAUUUUGUGCCAAAACUGUGGACACAAACUUUUUUUUUUAGAAACAAACAAAUAAAAAAGAAAACGUAUUUAUUCACCACAAAAAAAGCAGCUCCUGCGACAGUUUCAGUGCUAAUACUGGUAUUCAAUUGUGUAGAAAAAUAACAACAAUAACGACAAAUUUUCAGCCUCCUCAUUGAUCAUGGCCUAAACAACUGACUCUUUUAUUCCCCUCUGUGCCAUAGAACCACCUCCGUUUAUCACCAGUCUCUUUGCCAACAGCAGUCGUCCGACACUUUCUGGGUCCACACAUAUCUUACUGUGCCAUACGUCGUGUGCUGAAUAUGCAACAAAAAGACGAGGACGUCUAUAAGCGCGCGCUAAAACUCACGCACGUCCUGAAAAAAAACGCUGUUUUGACAUGAAGUAUUUUUGACAUAUUCAUACGCUUUUCCUCAGGUGUGAGUGUCGUGUAAAUCAUAGUCACGUUAGAGCUUCACGUCAUUGUAUUAAUCAUUGUUAUUACUCUAUGGGUUGGGGGGGUGGCGGGGGGGAGGGGUACAUAACAUGAGAUAGAUACUGGGUUUAUUGCAUUACGGACAGAACGACUGACGAAGGACUUGUCUUUGGAAGUUUAUAAAUCCUUAUAGGUUGAAGUGGAUUUUAAAGUAGCAUGAUUUGAUUUGUCGAUGAUUAAUAAUUCUCUUUGUUUUUCGGGGGAGGGAGGG
Messenger RNA from Solea solea (common sole), 6821 nucleotides. RefSeq names its product glycine receptor, alpha 1 (gene glra1). The transcript has 10 exons. Lineage: Eukaryota; Metazoa; Chordata; Actinopteri; Pleuronectiformes; Soleidae. The coding region runs from base 1163 to 2584 and encodes 473 amino acids. The record is from RefSeq and is a predicted model, not a curated record. Gene Ontology annotation, cellular component: postsynaptic membrane; neuron projection; synapse. Gene Ontology annotation, molecular function: transmitter-gated monoatomic ion channel activity; transmembrane signaling receptor activity; extracellularly glycine-gated chloride channel activity. Gene Ontology annotation, biological process: regulation of membrane potential; signal transduction; chloride transmembrane transport.